UUGAGUCUUGUUAGUAUUUUCUUCAUUCGUCAUGGCUGCUGUUGCGCUCGUGCAGGGCUCGAGCAGGGGUCUGGGGCUAGAGUUUUGUCGAUAUCUGCUCUUAAACAAAUCUCCAGCAGCCGUGAUCGCAACAUGCAGAAACCCGGACGCCGCACACCAACUGUCCGCUCUGAGCGCGCAGCACGCGGACAGGCUGACCUUACUGAGACUGGAUGUCAACAAGGAAGAGGACAUCAAGACAGCAGCUGAGAGUGUCAAAUCUGCCUUCGGGAAAGUGGAUUUGAUUAUUAAUUCUUCAGCUAUGCUUCAUCCGUCCGGUAAAGGAGAAACAAGUUUACGAGAUGUGUCUGCUCAGGGUGUCAUUUCUACUUUGACCACUAAUACAGUGGGGCCACUGGUGAUGGCCAAGUAUUUUGCCCCACUUCUUCAGAGAGGAACAGGGGCGUUUGGCCAGCAGCCUCCAGAGAAAGACAAACAGCACAGUGGCGUCAUAGUGAACAUGACCGCUAGAGUGGGAUCUAUAGGAGACAAUGCUCUCGGAGGCUGGUACAGCUAUAGGAUGUCUAAAGCCGCCUUAAACAUGGCCACCAGAAACCUGUCCAUUGAGUUGGGUCGAGGACGCUCUAAAAUUGUUUGUGUGUCUCUGCAUCCUGGAACUGUGAAUACGGAUUUGUCUCGACCGUACCACCGAAAUGUACAAAAGGACAAGCUGUUUAGUACAGAGUACUCUGUCCAGUACCUUAUGAACAUAAUAGACAAUCUAAAUAUAGACAAAACAGGGAAAGCCUAUGCAUGGGACAGCAGUGAAAUACCUUGGUAAACAGUCUCAUCAAAAACAUCUGCAUUCUUUGAAUAUUAUGAAAGAUAAAGAAAGCAGCAAAGGAAAAAUCCUGCAGAAACUGGUCAUCAGGCAAUUUAAAUCUAUUAAAAGGAUACAUUGGUUUUUAUAAUGAAUGUUUGAUAAGAGACAUACACGAGCAUUCCAGGAAAACUUGCUGAAGUAAAUGUCUGUUUUAACUGUAAGAACGGUAAUCGGUCAGCUAAAACAAUAAUACAUAAAACAUGCUGGACAAGAAAAGUUUGUAACAAUUUUCAGUGUGAUGAUGUCCUAAGAAUUAAGUUGGGUUUUUGUUAAACUCUAAUUAAAUAUCUCCACAUUUUUAUUUCAAA
Danio aesculapii is the source of this 1170-nucleotide messenger RNA. RefSeq lists its product as uncharacterized. The transcript has 3 exons. Bases 32 to 820 code for a protein of 262 amino acids. The record is from RefSeq and is a predicted model, not a curated record. Lineage: Eukaryota; Metazoa; Chordata; Actinopteri; Cypriniformes; Danionidae.